This is a messenger RNA of Girardinichthys multiradiatus, 6794 nucleotides long. It is a transcript of the gene spina, whose product is annotated as spindlin-Z. Lineage: Eukaryota; Metazoa; Chordata; Actinopteri; Cyprinodontiformes; Goodeidae. The coding region runs from base 528 to 1304 and encodes 258 amino acids. Gene Ontology annotation, biological process: gamete generation. The transcript has 10 exons. The record is from RefSeq and is a predicted model, not a curated record.
AGGCGCAGCCGGAAGUUUAGCGGACAGCUGCUUCCAGCUUGACCCCUGAAGGUGAGAUGGCCGUGAAGUGUCUCUGGUUCCUGUGAAGUCGGAACGGGCUCUGUGGACAGACCAGCAGGAGGCCAGGAACCCCUUCGUUUUCCCGCCCCAACCUCCUUUCUUUAAGCCAUUUUCACGAUGCAGCAGUUGGAGCAUAAACAAGUUGUUUGAAUGGUCCAGAACCUGAAACAAGACCAGCAGUGCGGUCUGAAGUCAGAACCAGCAGGUGGUUCCCCUGCGUCUCCCUAUGUUUGAGACUGGUCAGAUUCUGCUCCAACAGCGGUUCUGUCUCUAUAAUUCACUCUGACUGGCAGGCUGUCAGCUCUCCUGGUGCAUGUUUUCUGGAGGUUUGAUUCGGAUUUUGUUCAGGAGCUGAAAGACAAACAGCUGCAUCAACCCCCCUGUGGUCCUGAGAUCAGACCUGGAGUCCCGGUUCUGGUUGUAGCUCUGUGGUGAGGCAGCCCGGCUGCCCCUCUGCCUCCAGAUGAAUGAAGAGCCCUCAGGGACACAGAGACACAGCUGAUACAGGGCAUGCAGGUGUUUCUGCAAAUAUGAUGAAGAAGAAGAAUCCACACAAAAAGCAUAAGAGCAGCCUGGGUCCGACCACCAAAGUUCUGUCCCAGCCGCGACGCAACAUCGUCGGUUGCAGGAUCCAGCACAUCUGGAAGGAAGGAGGAGGACAUGUGGUGUGGAAGGGAACUGUGCUGGAUCAGGUGCCGGUGAACCCGUCGCUCUACCUGAUAAAGUACGACGGAUUCGACUGUGUUUAUGGUCUGGAGCUCCAUAAGGAUGAGCGGGUUCAGGGCCUGGAAGUACUUCCUGACAGACUCGCUAAGUCCCGCCUGACGGACGUCAGCCUGGCCGACGCCAUGAUCGGGAAGGCUGUGGAGCACAUGUUCGAGACAGAGGAGGGUCCGAAGGAGGAGUGGAGGGGGAUGGUUCUGGCCCGAGCCCCCAUCAUGACCACCUGGUUCUACAUCACCUAUGAGAAGGACCCGGUUCUGUACAUGUACCAGCUGCUGGAUGACUACAAGGAAGGAGAUCUCCGUAUCAUGCCCGACUCCAACGACAGCGUCCCGGCGGAGAGGGAGCCCGGUGAGGUGGUGGACAGCCUGGUGGGCAAACAGGUGGAGUACGCCAAGGAGGACGGCGGCAAACGAACAGGCAUGGUCAUCCACCAGGUGGAGGCCAAGCCGUCCGUGUACUUUAUCAAAUUCGAUGACGACUUCCUCAUUUAUGUCUACGACCUGGUCAAGACUUCGUAAAAACUGCGGAUGCCCCGAGGGCGCCACCCUGAGGUGAAAAAUGAAAAAAUGCAGCUCAUGUCGAUGCAUCUGAAACAUUUAACCCAGCACAUGUUCCUCUGACCAUCCAAGACGAAAACACUGAGAUUAUUCCCAACGGAAGCAGGGCGGAACAGAGAGCAUCUCCAGACCCUUAGGGGUAAAUUUUCAUUUCAUUAAGGUUCACCUCUAAUUGGUUAAUUAGUUUAAGGCCGUUAAUACCUUCCAGGAUGAAGAAACCUAUUCUGAAAUAAUUAUUUAUAACUAGCAAAAAAAGAACCAUGAAGUUUGUUGGUUGGAGAAUUAAAUUUUCCCCUUUGCUUGGAUAAAGCAGAUUAAUAAUAGGUGAGUUUUAAACUCCAGUAAAAAAUCUGACUAACAGAAAAAAGUAGCCGGAGCCUGUCCUUGGGUAGAGCCAGAUUAUAAAAAUUCACUGAUCACAUAAAGUCCAUGAGGAGAAGAAGAAGAAGGAUCCAUAGACUGGAGCUCUGGGACAGAAGGAGUUUUACUGUUUGGACUCUUUAACGCAGAGUUUAGGAUCACUCCUAAUAAAGAUGGGAAUAUGGAAGCCCAUUUCUACCAAACAUCAAAGAAAACCGUCAAAUUAAAAAUAUUACCAUGGAUUAGUAUUAUUACAUAGGAAAAAUUACAUAAGGUGGCUGAAAAAUAUUAUGUAAGAAGAUAAUUUUUUUACACUUGGAAAAAUUAGAACAAAAUUAAUUAGUUAGCACAAAUUAACAAUCUCUGAUCUCUUUUUAUAAUAGAAAAUUUUACUUUUAGCCAGUAUCUCAAAUUUUUGCUCAUCGUUAAAAUUUUGCCUUUUGAGAUUUUGUAUUUAUUUUUAUUUUUGUUUGAUAAUGUCAUAAUGCCAUUUUAAUGGUGAUUUUUAUCAGGUGGAGAAAACAGGGCGGCCCAGUGACAGAAUAAUAAAGGACAGGAAGUUUAGUGUCAAAAAUAUCCAGCAAAAAAAGUUACAUGUGUACCUAUCAGCCUCCACACUUACUGACACCCCUGGUAGUACUGGAUUCAUCCCAGUGCAUUCAUUCAGUGAUACAAGAAAAUCCCACAUUUAGGAAUAAUGUUCUUCAGCUCAGUUCACAGGUUUCUGCAGGAUUUAGGUCUGGGGACUCAGAAGGUUAAUUUUGUGUUUCUUUGUUGAUUUGUCCACAUGUUUCGAUCGUUAUCCUGCUAAGAGACAUGGUGAUGACCCAUUUUAGUUUUUUGGGAUUUUAUUUUUAGUGUUCUGGUAUUACAAAGAAUUGAUGAUGCAAUGCAGUCCAACAAGGUUCCCAGGAGCAUUUUUAGGAGAAACAGGCCCACAGCAUCCCGGAUCCUCCACCAUACUUACCAAUGGGCUUGAGGUGUUUCAAACACCUGGAGUGUUUGUUGCUAUAAAUCUCAGUUGACCAUUUAACGUCCCAGUAGAGUUUAGCAAGUUACGUGUUUAAAUUUGUGAUGGUAAGAUGGAAAUUGAGAAUGACAAUGGUUAUUUUAUUAAAAUCAAUUCUUAAUGUAGGAUUUCUAAAUGUACUUGGAUCAGUUUUCUGAUGUGAGAUUGUUACUGUAAUAAAUGAUGCCUUCAUUUGAAUACUCCCUACCCAUCUUUACCAGGGAUGCCAGAAAUUGUGGAGGAUGCUGAGUGUGUGCCGGACAGUAGCUGGAUAUCUUUCUGUCAGACUGGUGGAAGUGUUAAUCAUCCAGCUGUUGUACAGAUAAAACCCAGACAGAUGUUUUUUUGUCACAUGUGUGCUACCUACACAGGCUCAAUUUCAGUACUCAACAUUCAGAAAAUAAAUCAACUUCUUGUCUUGAAGACGUCUGCAGGUAAAAACUGUGAAGAAAAACGUGGCUUUUUUAAAAUAUGUUUUGCUUUUGAUCGAUGCCAAAAAAAAAAGAAAGUUCCCUUCUUGUUGUGGAGUUGUUUUGAUGUUCAAAAUGAUCGGACAGCUUUUUCUUGUGAUUUCACUCAAGCCUUUAAAUUGAAUCGUGUUUGUCUUUUCCAAGUCGUCAAUGAAGGAGCAAGAGGAUGGGAGAAGGGGAGACUGGAAAUUUGACCUUUUUCCUGUCUUUUUGUAGUUUAUUUAACUCCCCUGGUUACAGACUGAGAAUCAUUCAGAAGACGUGAUAGUCUUUAAAUAACACAUUGUCAGAGCAGAGCUGUGGGGCUUAAUGCUCCUUAAAUCUAACCAGAAGAGGAAAGGAGAAGAUCAUCUGGAUUGUGUCUGGAACAUUUUGGACUUCUAAAGUCACCGCAAAUGAAAAGAAAAACAAAUCAGCGUUGGAGCUAAAGGCAAGUGAAACUUUCUGAUCGAGAUGUUCAAUGUUAGAGGUCUCAUUUUGUUUCAGUAACAUUUUGUUCUAUAACAAAACUAGCCCUUUUUUGCAAUUAAUCAAAGCAUUACAUUGUUUUCUACACUAAAGAAGUGUAAACCUCUGACACUAACUAAAGAAGUGUAAACCUCUGAUAGAUGUCUGAACGUUCAUUAGGUUUUUAUUUAAAGCAUGUAUACCGUAAGACAGAACAAGGUUUCGCUCUGUAAACACAAAGAAUUUAAAAGCUGCUGAAGGUUUAAAUUUCUUUUUUCCCCACUAAUGUACUUAUGGUUUUAUUUGGAUUUAGUCCAGACUGAAGGUUUUCCAUUAACCUGUUUUCUGUACUGACUGAAACGUUUAGUUUAAGGUAAAUAUUCUCGACCUUUCCUCUGAGCAGCAGCUGAUUCUGAUUUAUUUUGACAUCAUAGGGAUGUCCCAAUUUUAAAGGAAACAAAUGAGCAAAAAUACAGUAAAGGGCAUGGUUUAGGCUACUUCUUUAGGGUUUGCUUAUUGUAAGAUAUUAAAAAUGCCAUUUAAUUCCAUUCACCUUUUCAAGAAUGUAAUAUUUAUGUUUUUUCGUAUCUUGGAUUUAAAUAAUAUAUAUCGAGAUGGCAACCAAUUUAUUCUCUCAGCAGCAUCAUUAUAGCAUAAAGCAUAACAUUACAGAAGGAAAUCAAUAAUGGGAAACAGCUAUAAAACUUUAUAUUCCAUAACACCAAACUAAUUGCUCCUAAAUGCAGUGUUUUAUUUUGUAUUAACUCUGAAAUAUCAUAGCUUUUGGUAUUACUGUUACAAAAAGUCACCUAGGUCUUCAAUGAUGUUGAGAUGUAAUUUAGUUUUGUUAAUAUGAGGAGAAACAAGCUUUGUGUUUAUGUUAUCAACUGCAAAAUAAAAAGAGUGCAGCAGUACAUUAGAAAUAGGUUAGUCUUAUGCAUUUGCUAAUUAGCACAGCUAGCUAGUUGGCAAAUGCAUAUUGAUCAUUAGCUUGUAUUUAAUGAUUUUGUGUGCUUAAAUGAAACAAGUGAGACUGUGAUGUUCCGUGAAAAACACUAAAUCAUCACUGUUCCAACAGUUUUACUGAUUCAGUGAUACCCAUGAGAUGUCAUUUUUCUUCAUUCGAGAAAAAAAAGUACUAUGCUGAACAUCUUUAAUCACAAAAUUAAUAUAAAUGUGUACCUGAUGUGGUUUAAAAUGGUUCUAGUUAUAGCUUAUGCUACAUGCUAACUAGCAUUUUCUUAAAAGGACAGUAGCAUUAUAUACAAGCUAGGUUAAGCAAAUUAGCCAUAUGCUAGCUGUUUUGUAAAAUGCAACUCUGCCUUAUUGCCUUAGCAAGAGGGAGAUUAUGAGUUGAGUCACCCAAUCAGUCAUUAAUGCCUUUAUUUAAAUGACAUCAGAACAUUAUUACACAGAACUAAUCUUAAUAUGACCCACAUCAAAGUAAAAAAGUUUGCACCAUGCUAGUUAGCUUUGUAGUUAAAGUGUAAAUUCAGUUUUACAUUAGUACACUUAAAUCAUUUUCCUGGUUAAUUGUAUAAUGUUGGAAGAAGGGUUUCUGCUUCACUGAGAAUCACUUAAGCAACAGUCUGAAUUAUUCAGUGGCACAUAUUUAAUUGCUCUCAGUAUCAGCGAGUACUCAGUACAGUAUUUAAAAAAUGUCAUAGUUAAAAAGUGCAGUUGCAGUGGUCUAGAAAUACUUUUAGUUUUAGCUAACUAUCUUAUAGAACACUGCUGUGCUGACAGAAAAGAAACUGAUUUGAUGUAUUUUCAGUGACCCCAUUGGUUGUAAAUGCCUUUAUCAUUUUGAGAUUAGGACAUCAUUAGAAAGAACUUCUUAGUAUGACUCAUAUCAAAGUCAGCAAAAAGUUAGCUAAAUGAAAGCUACCUAUUGGUAGUUUGUUAGGGUUCUCCUUCAGCAAUUGGACUUAAAUAAACUUAAAAAAAUAAAAAUAAACUCAAAUAUUUUAAUGUAGCAUUAUGUUUGCUGAUACACUGAAAAACUUUGAACCAUUUCCAACAGUCUUACCGAUUUUAAUUUUUUAAUACUGGUGUUUGAACAAUGUUGAUAUUUUUAUUUUUAAUUUUUAUAUUUAUUGAUGGUGAAAAAGGUGCAGCAGCAAUGGUUUUAAAAAAAUGAUCUUAGCUUUUGCUAUAUGGCAACUAACAUUUGGCUAAAAGUGCUGUGGCGUUCUAUUUAAGCUAAGUUAAGCUAAUUAACUAUAUGCUAACAAUGUAUAGAAUGCCACUGAGUACUGGAGGCUGAUAAAUAAUAAUAAUUGGAAAUGAUAUUGGUGAUAAAUUUUGCUACGUGGCAACUAGCAUAAGAAUAAAAGUACAGUAGCAUUCUAUACAAGCUAAGUUAUGCUAAGUAGCCAUUUGCUGACAGCCUUCUGUAGAAUCCUGUUCACAGAAAUAAAGCUGAUAUUUUGAGUUUUCAGAGACUGAAUCGAUGUUUAUCAGGCCAGAACAAUCCUGUAAAAAUCCACUAAACCUACUAAGAAGACACUUUUAAAGCCAACAAAUCUCAAAUGGUUUGCUAGAGUAAUGGUUUAAGUUUAAAUUUAGUUUUGCAUUGUAUUUUCUUGUUACCAAUGUUCACAAAAUUCAAUAUUUAGAGCGGUUAGUUCUUGGAGAAUUUGGUGCCUUUUUUGGAUGGAUGCACAGAAAAUAGUGGUGUAUGUAAAACCUUCAGUGUGUGUGAGAGUAUUCCUGUGAUGUAGUUAGUUACUAAGGCAGAUAACAGCUAUUAUUACAUCUGUUCUUAUAUAUGUAUAGAAAAAAAAAUCUCCCAGCGAUCUUUUGGUCUCUGAAGCUGUGCAGCUGUUUGGUUUUUAUUAAAAGUAUGACUGUGAUCAUCUCAGCAGGACACUGUUUUAAUUAUCAAACAGACCAACAUGUCAUCACUUAGAUGUGUUUCUAAUUGGUUUAGCCCAUUUUGCUAUAUGUGAUAUCAGACUAUUGUGGUUGUUGUUGGAAAGAUUUGGGCCUUCCGUCAUCCUUCUGCCUUGUAAUAUUUGUUUUUGUAUGUUCAAAUAUGUAUGUUAAUAAUUUUUAUUGUUAAUGGACAACCUUACACUUGGUGCUUUGUCUUUCUUUCACAAUAGUUUCAUUUCAUCCAAAUGACGUCACAUAUUAAUUUGAAGUAAAAUCUAAAAUAACAAA